ACAGUGCGCGGCACAGUGCAGUGUGUUGGUGGUGGUGGUGGUGAGCGAUGGCGCUGCUGAGGCUGCCCUCCAUCUCGCUGCGCUUGUCCGCCGCGGUCUCCACCGCCGUCUUCGCAAGAGAGACGGCCGCGUUGGCUGCGGCCGGCGUGAGGUGGGCGUCCAAGAAGGCGGGCAGCAAAGUUCGGAACUCGGCGCCCAAAAGUCCGGGCAAGCGCUACGGAUGGAAGAAGUUUGAAGGUGCCAUGGUUCAUGCCGGCAACAUCCUCGCCACGCAGAGGCUCAUCCGCUGGCACCCGGGGGCGUUUGUGGGCAUGGGUCGGAACAACACGCUGUACGCCCUGGAGGACGGCGUUGUGCGGUUCACCAAGGAGGUGUACGUCCCUCCUCCGCGGAGCAGGGAGGCCUUCCAGGUGGUGUGCAAGCUGCCGCGAGGCGCCAUGCUCUACAAGACGUUCAUCAACGUCAUCCCUCCUCACCAGGAGGGGCGCUUCGUCCUCAAGGAAAUGAUGUGAGCGGCGGUGCGUCACGCCACUCUUCAGUGGCAGACCUCUCGCGUGAGCCUCAAGCCCACGGACUCGCUGCCUGGGGCUGGGGAAUGUGUGACCGAGUGGGAUCUUGCGUUUUUUCGGUAAAGUCACGUAGGUAAAAAGAAAGAAAAAAAAAGAAAAAAAAAAUAAU
This is a messenger RNA of Lethenteron reissneri (Far Eastern brook lamprey), 678 nucleotides long. Its product is annotated as large ribosomal subunit protein bL27m-like. Gene Ontology annotation, biological process: translation. Gene Ontology annotation, molecular function: structural constituent of ribosome. Gene Ontology annotation, cellular component: ribosome; mitochondrial large ribosomal subunit. NCBI's taxonomy places the organism in Eukaryota, Metazoa, Chordata, Hyperoartia, Petromyzontiformes, Petromyzontidae. The record is from RefSeq and is a predicted model, not a curated record.